Molecule: messenger RNA, 1240 nt
Organism: Solanum tuberosum (potato)
Lineage: Eukaryota; Viridiplantae; Streptophyta; Magnoliopsida; Solanales; Solanaceae
Exons: 7
Coding region: 250-987 (245 amino acids)
Source: RefSeq, a predicted model, not a curated record
AUUCUCUCUCUUUCUUUCCAUUCUCUAAUAACUUUGAAUUUUCUCAUUAUUUUUUAUGCUCAUGCAUCUGUCAAAGAAUAAUAAUCUCACCAUAAUAUCUUUCAACUCCAUCUUCAACUCUUUUUUUUUUUUUUUCUAAGUCUCCAAACAUCAUUGUUGAUACAUUUUUUUUUGCAUAUAAAAAGAAAAUAAAACAGAAUUUCUCUGUUUUUAUAUGUAAAGGAAAUUUCCUUUUGUGGUAUGUGAUUAAUGGAAAAUAUGAAUAUUAAAGAAGGGAAUAAUCAACAUAUGAAUGUUACAAAUUCAUGUAGUGGGAAUAAUAAUAAUAAUAAUAAUAAUUCAAUAGGUGGAAGAGACAGUUCAUCUUCACCUACAAAUUUUCAACAAAAUCAAGUUUCAAUGGAUUGGACUCCAGAAGAACAAGCUACUUUGGAGGAAGGCUUGGUAAAAUACGCCUCUGAGACGAGCAUAUCCCGUUAUGCAAAAAUUGCAAUUGCACUGAAGAACAAAACUGUUCGUGAUGUGGCAUUACGAUGCAAAUGGACCACGAAAAAGGAAAACAGCAGGAGAAGGAAAGAUGAUGCAAAUCUAUUGAAGAAAAAUAAAGAUAGAAAGGAAAAAUUGAUUGAUCCUACUGCAGUAUCGUCCCCCGUGGUAAUGCAGCAGCCUAGUUAUGCUCCAUACACUCAAGGAGUGGUUUCUAAUAAGAGUGAAGGUUUCGCAUCGUACCAUGCCACACAGCUUAUUCAUCAAAACGCCCGGAUCUUCGAACAAAUUUCUGCAAAUCUUGUUACACAUCAAAUACACGAGAAUACUCGACUUUUGUGUCAAGCUCGAGAUAACAUCUUCAAGAUUCUACAUAAGUUGAAUGAGUCGUCCUGCACGCUGAAGCAGAUGCCACCACUCCCAGUUAAGUUAAAUGAAGAACUCGCAAACUCCAUUCUUCCCCCCCUCAACUCAUGCAUUGGGGUGAUGAUCUCGCAAUAGAAAGUCAAGCAUUCAUGGUCAUUGAUCUUCAGAUUUUAUGGAGGGAAAAAUGUCAUCUCUAUCGCGAGAGAAAGAGAAAGAAGGAACAAAGAGUUGACUGAUUUCAUGUACAAUUUUUGGGCAUACUAUACUUGCCUUAUUGCUCCCUUCCCUGGUAAAGACCUUUGUACAGUAAUAAAAUAGAGUUUUAAGUUUUAUACACCGACAGUAUUUUAGAUUUUUCAUAUAUACCAUCAGGUUUAAGUGUGUGCUU